Molecule: messenger RNA, 2696 nt
Organism: Amphiprion ocellaris (clown anemonefish)
Lineage: Eukaryota; Metazoa; Chordata; Actinopteri; Pomacentridae
Gene: ptprjb.2
Product: zic family member 2 (odd-paired homolog, Drosophila), a
Exons: 3
Coding region: 531-1862 (443 amino acids)
Biological process (GO): regulation of transcription by RNA polymerase II; central nervous system development
Cellular component (GO): nucleus
Molecular function (GO): DNA-binding transcription factor activity, RNA polymerase II-specific; RNA polymerase II cis-regulatory region sequence-specific DNA binding
Source: RefSeq, a predicted model, not a curated record
AGAGGAGGUAGAGCCAGUCCACGGAGAAACAGGGACCCUCCGCGAUAAACACAGGCGAGCCAGAGAAAUAAAUACAUGCCCAAUUGGAACGGCGUUUUUUGAGAUGCUCUCCUUCUGUGCGCGCAGGAGACACCUAGUAAGAUAAUUAUUUAAUUCUCUGAGUGUAUUUUAACGCGUUUUAGCUGUCAGGAGGAGAGGACACAAGGAAACUCUUCAUUUCGUCACAUUUGGAUUUUUUUUCUCACUCGCGCGAGUAAACUAGAAGUAAAUUCGUUGCUCGAUAAACCGAGCCUUUUUUUCUUGUUUUUAUUUUCCUUUUUUCUUUCUUUCUUUCUUUUUUUUUUUUUUUUUUUUAACUCAUGAGCGGAGCUGCUUUGAAUCACGCCUGAUAUGGUGUUUCCAAGGCUGGAAGUUGAAUCGUUGCGUGCCAGCAUCAAGAUUUGAUUUUUUUUUUCUCCUUUAACUUAUCCGCUGUGUAGCUUUGAGCUCUGCUGGUUUAAACGAGAACAAACACCCGCUUUUCUGAAAUAAUGUUACUGGAUGCUGGUCACCAGUUCCCCGGACUGGGAGUGGGCUCAUUUGCCAGGCAUCACUCGGCCAGCGAGAUGCAGGAGAGAGACUUGAGUUUGGCACAAAAUAGCUUUGUAGACUCGGCACACAUGGGUGCGUUUAAGCUCAACCAUGAUCUCUCUCCGGGACAGAGCUCUGCCUUCACCACCCAGGCGCCCGGCUACCCCGCUGCGGCUUUAGGGGCUCACGCCGCCCAUGUCACGUCGUAUGCAAGCUCUCCUUUCAACUCCACCAGGGACUUUCUCUUUCGUAGUCGCGGCUUCGGAGAAUCCUCUCCGGCGAGCAGCCAACAUACUAUUUUUGGCCCCACGGCGGGAUCCCUUCAUCACUCCCACACAGACACUCAAGGCCACAUUUUGUUCCCCGGGAUCCACGACCAGCACGGCUCCCACGGAUCCCCGAACGUCCUGAAUGGCCAAAUGAGGCUCGGACUACCCGGAGAAGUUUUCGGACGCUCCGAGCAGUAUCACCAGGUUUCCAGCCCGAGGACCGACCCGUACUCUGCCGCGCAGCUGCACAACCAGUACGGCUCGAUGAAUAUGAACAUGGGGAUGAACAUGGCAGCCCACCACCACCCCGGUGCCUUUUUCCGCUACAUGAGGCAGCAGUGCAUCAAGCAGGAGCUCAUCUGCAAGUGGAUCGACCCCGAGCAGCUCAGCAACCCCAAGAAGUGCUGCAACAAAACUUUUAGCACCAUGCACGAGUUGGUAACGCACGUCUCGGUAGAGCACGUCGGUGGACCGGAGCAGACCAACCACAUCUGCUUCUGGGAGGACUGCUCCCGGGAGAGCAAGCCGUUCAAGGCAAAAUACAAACUGGUGAACCACAUUCGGGUGCACACUGGAGAGAAGCCUUUUCCAUGCCCCUUCCCCGGCUGCGGAAAGGUGUUCGCACGGUCGGAAAACUUGAAGAUCCACAAGAGAACGCACACAGGAGAGAAACCGUUCCAGUGUGAGUUUGAGGGCUGCGACAGAAGGUUUGCAAACAGCAGCGACCGAAAGAAACACAUGCACGUCCACACGUCUGACAAGCCAUAUCUCUGCAAAAUGUGUGACAAGUCCUACACACAUCCCAGCUCUCUACGAAAACACAUGAAGGUCCAUGAAGCCUCCCCACCAGCAUCAGACUCAUCACCAGCAGCCAGCUCUGGUUAUGAAUCCUCCACGCCUCCAGGCCUGGUGUCUCCCACCACGGAGACCCAGAGCAACACCACCCUGUCCCCAGCCUCAGCUGUGCACAACACCACCAGCCACAGUGGCCUGUCCUCCAAUUUCAGUGAAUGGUAUGUGUAGGACUUAAAGCUGAAAAUGAAGCAACACACACUCAUUUCACAGCACUGAGGCCAUUCAGCAGGAGAUUUGGGACACGUGCACGCGGGAGGCACACAAGCAUUUGUUUAUUUUCUAAUUUUAUUAUUUUUCCGAGUCACCAGGGAAGAUGAGGAUUACCAACAGAGGAAAAAUAUGUAUAAUAUCCGAGGUGUAUUUCAUAUUGUAAAUACUUACUAAAAAAACCCACUUUCCCAUUGGUUGUGAUAGUUUGUCAGUCUUUGGUGUAUAGAUGUUCCUUCAAUGGUAGCUAUUUCUCUAACUGGACUUUUAGUGCACAUAUUACGAUAAAAAAUUGUACUAUAAUGUUGAAUAUUGUGAUCCUAAGGCAAAUUGAUUGUACUAUACUAAACAUCUAUAAACUGGAAAGAGUGCCAAAGUUAACAUUUAACUCAAACAGACCACAAUAUUAUGCUUGUGAAUGUAUAUUUUAGUUUGCUGGGCUUAACUUGUGAUGUUUUGUGCUUUGCAAGUUUGAAUUGUGAAAUACUAUCUGGAAGAUUGUGAGGACAAUAAACGUUGUGCCGUUGGAUUUUUCUGUAACUACACCCUUCCUUUUGUAAAUAUCAACUGCCAUAUUUAUCCAUUUGUAAUUAAAUUAUGGUAUUUACUUGCUACAGAUGAAACAGUAUUUAUAAAGAAUGUUUCUUUACCUAUAAAUAUGUACAAUUACGAGCUAAACAUGGGCAGUUGUUUCGUUCUGUGCUUUUGUUCAAAGUUUUAAGAGGUGUUUUCUUCCUUAUUGUGAUAAGAAUUUUACUGCAUACAAAUAUAAUAAAAGGUGUUGCAAGUGCUAAA